UGGAGGGGAGGGUUUAAGUCUCGCGAGUCCUUCCCGCCCUGUCCCGCCCAGCCGCUCCGCUUCCCGUUCCGGUCCCGCCGCCCCCUCAGCGGUGUCCGCCCCGCAGCUGUGUUUUAAGGAACUGGAACCAUGACAGACUCCAAGUACUUCACGACCAAUAAAAAAGGAGAGAUCUUUGAACUGAAGGCUGAGCUCAAUAAUGAGAAGAAAGAGAAGAGGAAAGAAGCUGUAAAGAAGGUUAUUGCAGCCAUGACAGUGGGGAAGGAUGUCAGCUCACUCUUCCCUGAUGUUGUGAACUGCAUGCAGACUGACAACUUGGAGCUGAAGAAGUUGGUCUACUUGUACCUGAUGAACUAUGCCAAAAGUCAGCCAGAUAUGGCCAUUAUGGCUGUCAACAGCUUUGUGAAGGACUGUGAAGACCCAAACCCCCUGAUCCGUGCUCUGGCUGUCCGGACCAUGGGAUGCAUCCGUGUGGAUAAGAUCACAGAGUAUCUGUGUGAGCCCCUUCGGAAGUGCCUCAAGGAUGAGGAUCCCUACGUCAGGAAAACUGCAGCUGUCUGUGUGGCCAAGCUGCAUGACAUCAAUGCCCAGAUGGUGGAGGACCAAGGAUUUCUGGAUUCUCUGCGGGACCUGAUUGCAGACUCCAAUCCCAUGGUGGUAGCAAAUGCUGUGGCUGCCUUGUCAGAAAUCAGUGAAUCACAUCCCAACAGCAACCUGCUGGAUUUGAACCCUCAGAACAUUAACAAGCUCCUGACAGCUUUGAAUGAAUGCACUGAGUGGGGCCAGAUCUUCAUCCUGGAUUGUCUGUCCAACUACAACCCCAAGGAUGAUCGUGAAGCUCAGAGUAUCUGUGAGCGGGUGACCCCUCGGCUCUCUCAUGCCAACUCAGCAGUGGUGCUGUCAGCAGUGAAGGUUUUGAUGAAGUUCCUGGAACUUCUUCCCAAGGAUUCUGACUAUUACAACAUGCUGCUGAAGAAACUUGCCCCUCCCCUGGUGACCUUGCUUUCUGGAGAGCCUGAAGUUCAGUAUGUUGCCCUGAGGAACAUCAACUUGAUUGUGCAGAAAAGGCCUGAAAUCCUGAAGCAGGAAAUCAAGGUGUUCUUUGUGAAGUACAACGACCCCAUCUAUGUCAAACUGGAGAAACUGGACAUCAUGAUCCGCCUGGCUUCUCAAGCAAACAUUGCCCAGGUCCUGGCAGAACUCAAGGAAUAUGCUACUGAGGUGGAUGUUGACUUUGUGCGCAAGGCUGUCCGAGCCAUUGGGCGCUGUGCCAUCAAGGUGGAGCAAUCUGCAGAGCGUUGUGUCAGCACCCUCUUGGACCUCAUCCAGACCAAGGUCAACUACGUGGUCCAGGAGGCCAUCGUGGUCAUCAGGGACAUCUUCCGCAAGUACCCCAACAAGUAUGAAAGCAUCAUUGCCACUCUAUGUGAGAACCUGGAUUCCCUGGAUGAGCCAGAUGCCAGAGCUGCCAUGAUCUGGAUAGUGGGUGAAUAUGCAGAGAGAAUUGACAAUGCAGAUGAGCUGCUGGAGAGUUUUUUGGAGGGCUUCCAUGAUGAAAGUACUCAGGUGCAGCUCACCCUCCUGACUGCUAUUGUGAAACUGUUCUUAAAAAAGCCUUCUGAGACCCAGGAGCUGGUUCAGCAGGUCCUCAGCCUGGCCACACAGGAUUCUGACAACCCAGAUCUGCGGGACCGUGGCUACAUCUACUGGCGCCUUCUCUCCACAGAUCCAGUGACUGCCAAAGAAGUGGUCCUCUCAGAAAAGCCACUUAUUUCUGAAGAGACUGAUCUGAUCGAGCCAACUCUACUGGAUGAGCUCAUCUGCCACAUUGGGUCUCUGGCUUCUGUGUACCACAAACCCCCCAAUGCUUUUGUGGAGGGGAGCCAUGGGAUCCACCGUAAACACCUCCCGAUUCACCAUGGAAGCAUUGAUGCAGGUGACAGUCCCGUGGGCACAACAGCCACCACAAACCUGGAGCAGACACAGGUCAUCCCCUUGCAGGGUGACCUUCUGGGUGACCUUCUCAGCCUGGAUCUGGGGCCACCAGUGAAUGUUCCCCAGGUGACCACCAUGCAGAUGGGUGCUGUGGACCUUCUGGGAGGAGGGCUGGACAGCUUGCUUGGCAGUGACCUUGGCGGGGGCAUUGGAGGGAGCCCGGCAGUGGGGCAGACCUACAUUCCCUCUGCUGUGCCAGCCACCUUUGCCCCUUCACCCACCCCAGCAGUGGUGAGCGGUGGACUCAACGAUCUCUUUGAGCUCUCCUCCAGUAUAGGGAUGGCUCCUGGAGGAUAUGUGGCUCCCAAGUCUGUUUGGUUGCCUGCAGUGAAAGCUAAAGGAUUGGAGAUCUCUGGCACCUUCAGUCACAGGCAGGGGCACAUCUACAUGGAGAUGAACUUUACCAAUAAGGCUUUGCAGCACAUGACUGAUUUUGCCAUUCAGUUCAAUAAGAACAGCUUUGGGGUCAUCCCGAGCACCCCGUUGGCCAUUCACACACCUCUGAUGCCAAACCAAAGUAUUGAUGUCUCCCUGCCCCUCAACACUCUGGGACCAGUCAUGAAAAUGGAGCCUCUGAACAACCUUCAGGUGGCUGUGAAAAACAACAUUGAUGUCUUUUACUUCAGCUGCCUAAUCCCCCUCAAUGUGCUUUUCGUGGAGGAUGGCAAAAUGGAGCGCCAGGUCUUCCUUGCAACAUGGAAGGAUAUUCCAAAUGAAAAUGAACUUCAGUUUCAGAUUAAAGACUGUCACCUGAAUGCUGACACUGUCUCCAGCAAGCUCCAGAACAACAACGUUUACACCAUUGCCAAGAGGAACGUGGAGGGCCAGGACAUGCUCUACCAGUCUCUAAAACUCACCAAUGGCAUCUGGAUCUUGGCAGAGCUUCGCAUUCAGCCAGGGAACCCAAACUACACGCUCUCCCUGAAAUGCCGAGCUCCUGAAGUGUCCCAGUACAUCUACCAGGCCUAUGAUGCCAUCUUGAAAAACUAACAGGACAUCAGCCUGUGCCUCACCCUGCAGAAGGAGAGGGGGAGAAAAAGGGGUCCCCAGCUCUUCCUUCACCACCAGGGCAGGGCAAAGCACUCUCUCCACUGGAAGCAACUGUAUUCAUGUGUAGGAUUUCAGUCAAAGGCACUGAUUAACCAAGGUAGCAAUUAGUAUCCACGUGCUAACGAUGAUAGGGAACAAAAACCCCUUUGGUAUUUUUAGCGUCCAUGGAGUUUGUAACCACUGCUUCAAUUCCUCCCACGUUUCCCCCUCGCCCCUCACUCAUCCCUUCUCGUGGGCUUCUCCAUUUUGUGCCAAUGUUCAGUGUUUUCUAAAUGGCUUUAGGCGUAGUUAUGAUUUUUUUGUAAAAACAACCUCUCAUUGAAGAAACAAGCAAAAACCACACGUGGGCUCAUUAAAACAAGGCAAAAGUGUCGAAAAUGUAACACUGCACUUUAUAUUUUUUAUACUUUUUUUUUUCUUCCUUUCUUUCUUUUGAGUUUUUCUAUUGUAAUUGGCUUAAAGGGAAGGUGAUUCCAAGGAAGUAUUGAGAGCCCUGCAGGGAUGUCAGCCUCGGGGAACCUAGGAACAGAGCCAUCAGUUCAGUCCAUGGAGGCCCAGAUGGAGCCCCAAAGAGGGUGUUUUUUUAUUAUGCCUGUACUGGCAGUCUCAGCUCUGCUUUUGAUGGUCUGUUUGAACUCCAACCAUCUCCCUGGCUCGUUAGCUGCUGUUGUGUGGGGAGGAGCUGCAGACCUAGAUUGGUAAUGGGACAGCAGCAGCUGAAAUGAAGGAAAAAAACCUGUUCUUAGAGCAGAAGGCUCUUGCCAGCACUCCAGGUAUAAUCUCUGUGUCUUCACCCAACUGCAGCCCCUCUUCUUGUUCUUUCUGUGCCUGCUACAGCCAAACUGCCUUCUUGGCCAUCCCCUGAGCUGUGCCACCUUCACCCAGCCUCUGCAGAGAGGGGCUGCUGCUGGCAGUGUUCUGGGGCACUGCAGGGAGCAGAGCAGCUCUCCCUCUUCUCCUGCUGUCCCCCAAACCCAGGCUGUGGCACAGGGGGGGGUGGUUUGGACUCAGUGGUAUUUUGCACCUUGCCUGCCCCGGGGGUUUGAGGUCAGUCUGAGAGUUGAGAAGAUCAUGGAAGUGUUUCUUCCAUUUGCAGCUUGGCUCUUUGUGCCCAAAGGCACGUGGUAAGAAGGGCCAGUUGGGUUCCUGCUCUUCCCCCCUGUCCCAAGCAGCCCCGUGCCCUGGCCCCUCUUUUCCCACCCAUCCUUAGGGCCAGGACCCCUUCCCUUUCCAGUCCAGGGCUGUGGACUCCCCACAUUGCAACCACUAAGUGCUGUGGCAACAGCAGCGAAAGCAAAGCAGCCUCUUGCAUGUCCUUGCCCCAUUCAUAGCUUCUCCUGCUUAAACCCAAGCCUCUAACCAGAACAGCUUUGCCCUCCCCAGCAUGCUUUGAUGCCAUCUCCUACCCAGCAAGCAAAGCUCUUGUGCAUAGCAGCCCCCAUCUUGUCUUUUUAGAUGCUACAUUUAAAGUCAGUAAAUGUUUUGUGGUGGGAACUGGUUCAUCAGGGCUUUGGCACUGUCUGCAAACAUGAAGUGUCCUGGAAAAGACUCCAGCAGGACAUGGCAGGAAAAGAUUCCAUGCAGGACCCUGAGGAAGGUGGUGCCCCUGUGUAGGAACCCUGGUGUGUGCUCUGGCUGGGGAAAAAGUGGAGCAGAGCUGGAGCAAUCCAGCCCUUGAGCCCUGCCCAUGAGUGCUGGGAGGUUUAGUUGCUCCAGGCACUGCUGGGCCUCCACAAAAAUCAUUAAUAGGACAAUUAAGGAAGCACCAGUGGCACCGAGUGCCACGCUGUGUCGGGGCAGGGAGGAGAUGCCAGAGGGUCAGGAAGAUUCACUUAACCCUCCCUCCACUAACUCUGCUGGUGUAGCUUGGAUGCAGGGAGGGGGGAUGCUGAGCAUCCCUUUCUCUUGCCAGAUUUCUUCCCAGCUUUUGGGAGGUGUGGGUGUCUGCACUGUGGGGCAGAGCCCGGGCUCUCUGGGUGGUGCUUUGCCCUCCUGUCCCACCGUGCUGCUCGUUUGAGUGUUGGCCAUGUGGUUGUGUUGCUCUUCAGGCUUUCCCUGCCCUCCAUGUCAAUAAAUUCAUCUCCACGAGG
Messenger RNA from Calypte anna (Anna's hummingbird), 5135 nucleotides. It is a transcript of the gene AP2B1, whose product is annotated as adaptor related protein complex 2 subunit beta 1. The record is from RefSeq and is a predicted model, not a curated record. The transcript is spliced from 22 exons. Gene Ontology annotation, biological process: intracellular protein transport; vesicle-mediated transport. Gene Ontology annotation, molecular function: clathrin binding. The coding region runs from base 130 to 2985 and encodes 951 amino acids. NCBI's taxonomy places the organism in Eukaryota, Metazoa, Chordata, Aves, Apodiformes, Trochilidae. Gene Ontology annotation, cellular component: clathrin adaptor complex; membrane coat.